Messenger RNA from Pelodiscus sinensis (Chinese soft-shelled turtle), 2176 nucleotides. Its product is annotated as coagulation factor XI. The record is from RefSeq and is a predicted model, not a curated record. Gene Ontology annotation, molecular function: serine-type endopeptidase activity; protein binding. Lineage: Eukaryota; Metazoa; Chordata; Testudines; Trionychidae. Gene Ontology annotation, cellular component: extracellular region. Gene Ontology annotation, biological process: proteolysis.
UGCUGGGCAUGCAUAUUAGCCAAACAGCCAGAGCUACCCACACAAGUGCAGCUAUUGUGCUUUCAGGAUGGUUUGGAUUUAUCAGACCUUUAAGUUCAUUUUCUUAUUCACUUCAGCUUACAGUGAAUGUAUAUCUCAGACCUAUGAAAAUAUGUCCUUCCAAGGAGGAGAUGUGGCUACAGUUUUCACACCGAACUUUGAAUACUGUCGAAUAGUAUGUACUUACCAUCCUAGGUGUCUGUUAUUCACUUACCUUCCAGCAACAUGGACUAAAGAUCCUGCAAAAAGGUUUAGCUGUAUCUUGAAAGACAGCGAUACUGAAAUAUUACCAAAGGUGGGCAUGACCGGUGCAAUCUCUGGACAUUCCUUCAAACAGUGUGACACUCAAAUAAGUGCUUGCAGCAAGGUUGUUCAUAUGGGAUUGGACAUGCAAGGGACAAAUUAUAAUAUGACUACAGCUAACAGCUACCAAGAGUGUCAAAAGAGAUGCACCAAUGACAACAGCUGUCAAUUUUUUACAUAUGCUUCAGGAGCAUUCCACAGUGCAGACUUUCGUAACAAAUGCAUCUUGAAACACAGCAUGAUGGGAACACCAACAAGUAUAAGGCCGCUUAAUAACGUAGCAUCUGGAUUUUCACUAAAACCUUGCCAACUGUCUCAAACAGAUUGUCGUUUGGACAUUUUUCAACACACAGAAUUUUCAGGAAUUAAUCUUACAAGUGUUUUCAGCCCAGAUACAUUAGUAUGUCGAACAACUUGUACUUAUUAUCCAAGAUGCUUAUUCUUUACCUUUUUUACCAGUGAAUGGAAAGUAAAAACUCAAAGAAAUCUUUGUCUUCUUAAGACCUCAAGAAGUGGGGUACCAGGUGACCGUGUAGAAAGAGAAAAUGCUAUGUCUGGUUUUAGUCUUCUAAACUGCAGAAGAUCUUUACCCGCCUGCCAUUCCCGCACUUACAUUGACACACACUUUUUGGGAGAUGAAUUGAAUGUUACCUAUGUUAAAGGAGACAAAGUUUGUCAGCAAGUUUGUACCAACACAGUCCGCUGCCAGUUUUUUACUUAUUCAUGCAACAAGGAAGAUAAAUGCAAAUGCUACUUGAGAAUGUCCUCAAAUGGAUCCCCAACUGGAAUAGUGCAUGAGAAAGGAAAGAUCUCUGGCUACACAUUAAGGUUAUGUAAAAGAAAAGCCAGCACUGUGUGCAUGCAGCCACCAAAACAAGGUGAAAGAGUUGUUGGAGGGACAGUCUCUUCCCUUGGUGAAUGGCCCUGGCAAGUGAGUUUGCAAGUCAAGUCAUCUACUCAGAAACAUUUCUGUGGAGGGUCAAUAAUCAGCAACCAGUGGAUUCUAACAGCUGCACAUUGCAUUGAUAAUCUUGAGAUUCCCAACCUUUGGCGUGUUUAUGCUGGCAUUUUAAAACUAUCAGAAAUAAAGGAGGACACACCUUUCUUCAGAGUCCAAGAGAUUGUUAUUCACCCUCAAUAUGUGAUCGCAGAGACUGGAUAUGACAUUGCCUUAAUGAAACUUGAUAGGUCCAUGAAUUUUACUGAUUUACAAUGGCCCGUAUGCUUGCCAUCAAAAGAAGAAAGAAAUACUGUUUAUACGAACUGCUGGGUGACCGGAUGGGGUUACACAAAAGAACAAGAUGAUGUGCAAGAUACUCUUCAGAAGGUUAAGAUUCCUGUAAUAUCAACUGAAGAAUGCCAGACAAGAUACCAGCAGCACAUGAUAAAUGACAAGAUGAUAUGUGCUGGUUACAGAGAAGGUGGAAAAGAUGCUUGUAAGGGAGACUCAGGUGGGCCAUUAUCAUGUAAACAUGAGGAAAUCUGGUAUGUGGUUGGCAUUAUCAGCUGGGGUGAAGGAUGUGCUCGCCCAGAACAACCAGGUGUCUAUACCAAAGUGGCUGAAUAUGCAGACUGGAUUAUAGAAAAAACCGCAUAGAUCAGAAAAUUCUUUGAAAUAUUUGGAUACUUAAAUGAUGGCAUGAGAUAAUCCUCAAAGCAAUUUUAUGACACAUAUUGAAGUACUGUAAAUUGCAGUCUUCUUAAGUCUAAAACACUGCAGCUAGGUUUAGAAAGACAGAGAAGCAAGAAUGAACUAACUUUAUAAUUGUAUGUAAUAAAAAGUGCAAUAAAAAUAUAACCCUGUUUUAUAGUCCUGAAGUAAUAAAGAAUAUGU